CUCGUCGUAGCACUACAAUAGAGUCCAGAGUUUGGUGUCGUCGACGUGAUGCGUAAAAAAAGACCUUUCUAGCUUAAGAAAAUCUGGGGGGCUUUUCUGAUGAAUCACGAGAUACUGUGUGACUGUGAGUGUGACAAUCGAUUUCCAUAAGAUUAAGAGUAAAAAAAACUAGCAACAAGCAAUAGAUCUACUUAGAAAUGAAGAAAUGCGACCAGAUCCAGAGCUGUCGCGUUCAGUGUUAUUCUAAAAAAAAACGGUAUACAAAAAGUCGUCUUUCUUUCUUGCAGCGACAAUUAAGAUCCUGAACAUGGCGGCCUCCGAUACGCAGCGGUCCGCCUUUCACCGAGCGCGCGAUGUGACGGGUUUGUUCGCGUCGACUGACCGUAAAAAUGCGAUGCGGGGCUCAGACCACACCAGUGCGCGGGAUUCUAUCGAGAACCAGAAACGAAAGUUCUCGAAGCAGCCGGUUGUGAGCCUUCCGCCGGACUUCGACGAAUUACUGCGAAUAUCCCGUGCAAAAGAUAGAUGAACGAAAAGGCUUUCGUAUUCGCGUACUAUAGCAAGUACCAGUUGCAACCUUCAACAUCACGAUUGAUUUUUGUCUUCUACUUGCUGUCACUUUAACACGGAGAACGAGAACAGAAGGCUCGUAGAACCAUUCGCAUUUCUUGUUCUCAAUGAAUUUGAUGCCCAUGAUGUUUUACUGUUUCUUUUGCAUUUAGGCAAGUUCUACACUACCGUCAAUCGCGAUACGAUCCUUGUCCUUAUCGUAAAAAUCCUUUUGCAAUGCAUAACACACGUACGAGAUUUUCCCGCUGCGAAAGUUUUCCGCCGAUGACGACGCUCACUCCUCCGACGAGGAGUUUCUCGACGCGGAGAGGGACGCGCCGCCGGCUUUCGCGGCCAACGAUUUCAGCUUUCCCGGUAACACCGCCUAUGACCAGGAAUGGGUCGGUAAGAAGGUGCUCCACCACCUGGCGGACUGUAGAACGGGACCACCACCACCAGGCGGAUCUUUUGGCGCCCGCCCCCCUCCCGGCUCCACCUCCUCUCAUCUACUUUUGAGCCGAAGCGGGGGAGGACGCGGUGCUGCUGCUGGAGCCACUACAGACCUCGUCACGGCACAGCACGUGAAGAUGUCGGAACCUUCGGCUCUGUACAACCGGGGGCAGCUGCUCGACCCCGCUGCGAAGGCAAAUGUGACGACGGAGCUCGUCGCCAAGUCCCUGGGUUUUCGCGGAGACCGGGAGGCGCCAGGACCGGACAAGAACUAUGAGGUGGACUAUGACGGUGAUCCUUCUCUUCUUGCAGGAGUUGUCGGCCCGAAGGAAUUUCAAGCUGCGGGCAGAGUAGAGCAACGCCUGGGGAGCAAGCUCUCGUCGACGACCUCGUCGUCGGCCGUAGGCGGUAGUUCCAAGUACCUCUACAGCCGGUUGCAUCAGCGGGAGCAAGAUUCGCACCGAAGUCGGCCGGCGUUGCGGCGCAGUAGCAAUUGUAUCAACGGCGCCGCGUCCGCGUCCUCUUCGGAACUACAUGGAACAAUGCCACAGCAGUCGCAGCUUCCGGUUUUUUCACUGCAAGGCGGCAAAGUGGUUUCCUCGCCCUCUCCGAGCCGGACCACCCGAAAGGGAUCCUCUUCGCCGAGCAAGAGGAAGUUCCUGAUCCCGCCGGGUGCGCGCCGCCCUGAAGAAACUGAAACCAUGCAGCGCAAGACUCCGACCACGUCGGACGUUGAUCAUCCUCCGGGUGGACAACACAAGAACAUGAACAGUUAUUCUACCGCACCUCCCCCCGCAGCGUCGGCGUUUUCCUUCUACCUGGAGAACGUUGGCCAAGUGGAUGAAUUCGGGCGUCUGCUUGGUGACGGCGCGACAGAACAAUCUACCGGCAAGAACGGAAGCGACGGGCUCGAGUCGGCGGUUCGGGACCGCUACGAUCCGUCCAGGAUUCUCGCGUCACAGCAACUAGAGGGACGCAGCGGCCGCGGCGACGACGUGCACCUACUCGGAGCUGUGCCUCCAUCUCGCGUCAAGAACCACGUUGCCGAGGAUCAUUACAUGCAUACGCCAACUGACACGAGAAGCAGCUCUUCUCGAACGGGCGCUUCUCCUCCGGGUUUUACCAAAAUAAACAGUUCCGCUGCGGCGCGAGAAGUGCUGUUGCGACUCCCGAACGGACGCGUCACCAGCCAGUCGCCCGACAUGAAACGGUACCUGCAGCGGCCGGCGCCGUCCGCUAGCGCCACCGCGCCGAAGGCGUCCCGGAGCCGGGUGCCCGUCUAUCACAGCCCCGGAGAUGAAGACGACCGAGACGACGGCGAAAUCUCCCCGCUACAACUGGUUCAAGCCCUGGCGCAGCACAAAACCAACUACCAGCGUAAGAAAAUAGAGUAAAAGGCGAUCUGGCGGAGAGCGUGUAGUUUGAUGCAGCUGCACCACCUGCAUUUUUCGCAAGAGGGAACCGGGACGUGGACUUAGUACCACUAUAAUGAGUAUGAUGAUGAUCUUGAUCAUCCAUGCAUCGCAUUGCGUAUGAAUUUGAGUUGCUGCAGCUGCUUACUAGAGAAAACAAUAAAAGUACGCCGCAGGCACCCAGGAUCAGGAUCAGCACAGCAUCAGCAACAGCGUUCCUCUAGAUUACUCAACGAUUUGAUGUCGUGUGAGCAAUAAACCGGUGCUAUGUAGUAGAACGCCACACGCUGGUCGCCAUGAUCAGCUGUUUUCCACGUGACGCAACACUCGCACGAGCAUUCUCCCCUCGCAGCUUUGGAUUCGACUACAAAGAAGCGGCUGAGCAAUGCUUCUGCGACCUCGUCGGCUGCCGAAUCUUCGACCUACACGUCCGCGGUGUUGCAGCAAGCAGGGCUGCACUCGAUGGCCUCGCAACUUGGAAAGCACCACCCCCACCACCCGCGGAACAAGCACCAGACGCGCAAGCGGGCGCUCCAGACGGGGCAGACGCCGGCGGCCCAACGAGAUUUAGACAUCAACUGGCAUUCUUUGCCCGGGAUUUGAAGAAGUAAGACUAAGAGUAUCAAGGGCUGAUCAGUUGUUAGGAAGUAGAAUCCGAAGCGGAAUUCUAUUUGAUGUUUGAUUUCACAGACACAAGGACGAGUAAAGAGACCAGGUUCACUGUAGUCAGUGCCGAAGAUCCUCAGUCGUUCAGUCCGCCGACUUGAUGUCUGUUGUAUGGGAACUUAUGCAGAAUAAAACUGCUUUCUGUAGUCAUCUCUGUCUCUCCGUCGUUUGUACAUAAACACGUAGGGAGGAAAAUCGCAGGGACUUCAUCCGUGACACGGACACAAAAGUCAGUGUUAAUGGUAAGGAGAUGAAUAUCAACGGCAAGAAGACAGUCGCAAAGGCAAAUUUCAACCUCGUCUUUGGAAGCUGUACGAAGACGAACGGCAAAACGAAAUACAGAUAAACGUGCAGCUUUUAUUCUCCAGGUGACUACAGUAGAGACAGAGAGUAAACGUCCGAUGUCCUCGCAUGAGCUUAAGCGGCACCACGACUGGUGAAUAAGAGCUCACAACUGCUCCGGCACUGACCAUGACCAAGCACUGGUUUGGUUGUUGUAGAGUUCGUUUGUUCAGUUUGCUGC
Amoebophrya sp. A120 is the source of this 3600-nucleotide messenger RNA. Lineage: Eukaryota; Dinophyceae; Syndiniales; Amoebophryaceae. The record is from the annotation of a GenBank genome assembly.